AAAUACCCAGCAGUCAAUCCAUAAAAAAAAUAAGAAAGCAAAAUCAGUAACCUUUCAUCUGAAUCGCCCUCAUACCCUCUAGAAGGCUCCACUCACAACUAUAUCCACUUACCACUCACAUAUGUCAAUAGCGUCCCUGGCAACAGCCUUUCAGGAGCAUCCUCCCAGCAACACUGUCGGCGAGUACAUUAUCGGUCCGGAGAUCGGUAAGGGCUCGUUUGCCAAUGUUUACAAGGGUGUUGGCCCCUCAGGCCACCCGGUAGCCAUAAAGUCAGUCUUCCGGCUGCGUCUCAAGUCUAAGAAGCUUGUGGAGAACCUUGAGGUCGAGAUUUCCAUCUUGAAGAACCUCAAACACCCACACAUUGUGUCGCUUUUGGAUUGCCAAAAGACUGCCACUCACUUCCAUCUCAUAAUGGAGUACUGCUCCUUGGGCGAUCUCUCGUACUUCAUCCGCCGCCGCGACCAGCUCGUAAAGACCCACCCCCUCAUCACCUCCAUUCUCGAACGCUACCCCUCACCACUGGCAGAGUCCCAUGGCUUGAACAAAACCCUCGUCAUCCACUACCUCCAGCAGCUCUCGUCUGCCCUCGAGUUUUUGCGGGACAAGAACCUCGUGCACCGUGACAUCAAGCCUCAAAACUUGCUCCUUAGUCCGCCGCUUCACUCGCGCCGCGAGUUUGACGAUGCUGGGUAUGCUGGGUUAUGGGAGUUACCGGUGUUAAAAAUCGCAGAUUUCGGGUUUGCCCGGUUCUUGCCUCUGACUUCCCUCGCAGAGACGUUAUGUGGGUCGCCGUUGUACAUGGCCCCGGAGAUUUUGCGUUACGAGAAGUACAAUGCCAAGGCAGACUUGUGGUCGGUGGGGGCCGUGUUGUACGAAAUGGCUGUCGGAAGGCCACCGUUCCGGGCCUCCAAUCACGUCGAGUUGUUGAAGAAGAUUGAAAAGGCCAAGGACAAGAUCAGCUUCCCUCUGAGCUUUGAGGUGCCAGAGGAUAUUACGCAUUUGAUUCGCGCGCUCCUCAAGUGCAAUCCCACCGAGCGGAUGUCGUUCCAGGAGUUCUUCACCGACCCUGUGAUCACCUACGAUUUAUCGCAGGAUAGCAUUGACGAACCGUUGGAAAAGCAGGCGGAUGAGAACUUGUUUAUCAGCGAGUACAUUUCGCCCCUCCGUGAAAAGACACCUGUGCAAACCUACGUGCCAAAGCACUCGGGCCAGCCAAAGCCUGAGGGUAGACACGAUGAGGAAAUUAAAAUGAUUAUUACCAAAAACUCCCCUGCCCCAGAGCCGCACACCUACAGUCCCGCCCCCGACCCUCGGGCUUACAGUCCCCCAGCAGCCUCAACGCAUGACUUGGUGAUCGAGAAGGACUAUGUAGUGGUUGAAAAGCGAGCUAUCGAGGUUAAUGCGCUUGCCGACGAGUUGGCACAUGCAGGGUCUGGUGCUGUUGCCAUCUCUCGCGAAAGCCAAGAAAAACAGGGCCGCAGAGCUUCCUUCGCCGACCGCCGUUUGAUCUCCAUAAGUCCAACCAACGCGUUGACCAAGGCUUUGGGAUUGGCAAGCAAUCGGUUGUUUGGAGUUAAAGUGGGGGAUGGAAAGAUGGGGAUCAACAUUUCGCCCCCGGCCUUUGCCACCAACUUUUUGCACUUGCAGGCUGAAGCCGCUGAAAAGGCCAUAGCCACUGGCACGGAAAUGACGGUUUCUUCGCCCAAGGAGGCAGACGAAGUUUCAAACGAUUCAUUGGUGGCCCAGUUAGAAUCCCUCGCCACCAAGGCCCAUGCGGUGGGCUUGUUCGCAGAGGUUAAGUUUUCCCAGUUGAUUCCGUCACCACCAUCUUCCGACACCCACGGUAAAACCGAGGAGGAUUCGCCAGAGUACUUGCCUCCACCGGUAGUGAAGACGAUCGCUGAAGAGGGUGUUGUGUUGUACCUCAAAAACCUCUCAUUGUUGGCGAAGGCGAUGCAAAUUGCCUCGCAGUGGUGGCAGGGCAACCAAGACCCGUCACCGACCUCGCCCAAGUUGAAUGAGCUCGUGCAAUGGAUCCGUGAGCGGUUCAACGAGUCCUUGGAAAAGGCCGAAUACAUUCGGAUCCGCCUUGCCGAAUCAAACGAUGCCCUUGGACUCGAUUCCGUUGGCUCUGGUUCGUUUGAGCACCCAAGGACGAAAAUUGUAGCGGAAAAGCUCAUCUUUGAUCGAGCGUUGGAAAUGAGCCGUAACGCUGCCGUGAACGAGUUGGUCAACGACGACUUGAAGGGGUGCGAGUUGGCGUACCUGACGUCGAUCUGGAUGUUAGAGGCGCUUUUGGACGAAGAUCCAAACAUGAAGCGUUUAGACAAGGAGGACCGGGCAAUGAUCGAAAAGUUCAUCGUGAGCAUUGGUAACCGGUUGAAUGUUUUAAAGAAGAAAAUCGAUGAUGCCGCAUAGUUACCAUCUGGACGUUUUGAGAGCCAAUCACGGAGAUUUCCGUAAGCCCUUUUUUUCCUUUUCUUUUUUCUUUUUGUUUUCUUACUUGGGAUGCUACGGGUGCGAGCUGUGUCCCUCGUGGUAUCAUCUAUCUACCGCUCUGAGUGACUUGACUGUGGUCUAAGGCUUCGCAGAAGGCUCAAAAGAUAGGACAUAUGGUUUUAUCUUUGGUUUUGCAAUACAUUCUUUUGGCAUACGAUAAGUGCUCUCCUCGGAGUUUUUCGUCUUAUCCUGAUAUGUUUGCUUUAUAUAGUUUUGGUGGGGGUGUCGUCCUCCUGUGUUAAUGAUAAAAUUUUGUGUC
Molecule: messenger RNA, 2759 nt
Organism: Babjeviella inositovora NRRL Y-12698
Lineage: Eukaryota; Fungi; Ascomycota; Pichiomycetes; Serinales
Gene: ATG1
Product: serine/threonine protein kinase
Exons: 1
Coding region: 122-2419 (765 amino acids)
Biological process (GO): autophagy; peptidyl-serine phosphorylation; protein autophosphorylation
Cellular component (GO): autophagosome; cytoplasm
Molecular function (GO): ATP binding; protein serine/threonine kinase activity
Source: RefSeq, a predicted model, not a curated record